UUGAUCGCAAAAUCCGCAGAAUGCAGGUCGCGCUGCAUGGAAGUUGGAAGGCCGUUUCCGCGCUGCGGCCUGCGGCCUGCGCUGCGCACUCCGCUCGCGCCGCCAUUCGUGCCCCAGCCGCCGCCGCGCCCGCACGCGAUGGCGAACGCGCGCUAACGACCACCGCCCGACAUCCCGCUGUACGUGUGUGCUGUGAAUACCAUACUUCCCUCGCCCGCAUCAGCAUGUCUCGAUCAAAAGGCGCCAUGGCUUCGCCUACGAACAGCUUGUUGCUGCUCGCCUGCAGUCUCGUCAUUUGCCACGCGGUUCCUUUGCCGGUCAACAUCACGAGUGCCGACUUGGGAUUAAAAGAAGGCAGCUGCGCGCUAGGCGACGUGGUGUACAUGCCGGGCGACGAGUUCCCGGGCCCCAGUCCGUGCGAGCGCUGCAGCUGCGCGCGCGGCGACGUGCUUUGUGCGCGCGAGCGCUGUGAGCCGCGCCCCGGCUGCAAGGCGGUGCACCGGCCCGACCUCUGCUGCCCCACCUACCAGUGCGAGUGCGAGCAGGAGGGGCGCAUCUACGGCAACGGCGAGAAGCUGGUGGACCCGGCGGACCCGUGCCGCGUGUGCUACUGCCAGGGCGGCGAGGUGGUGUGCCGGCGCAUCGCGUGCUUCGUGCGCGACGACUGCCGCCCGCGCGUCGUGCCCGGCCGCUGCUGCCCCGAGUACGACAACUGCCCCGUCAGAGGUGUAACAUCAUUGCCCGGCAUGACUCCGUUGAUUCCGAAUCCUUCUUCAGUAGAUGAGAUGGAACCGAGCGACGCUCCCGCCCCACCUGCUGAGCCGCUGAUGCCCGAAAUUACCAUAAAAGAGAUUACGCCAGUUUCUGAAAUUCCUGUUAUUACCAAUGUUAAGAUAAAGGAAAUAUUACCGUCACAGAGCAUCGAAGUUGCUGAAUAUUCGUCAUCGAAAUCACCCCUUAUUCCCAGAGAAGUCACUUCUGAAAAAAACCCAUCGAGUGUGGAGUCAACUGAAAACGGCGACAAACCAGAAACAAAGGACACAACCCUUUCGGAAAUGCUUACAACGUCAAACGAAAAGUCAGCUGAAAUAAAAAGCAACGAUGACCCAUCUCCAUCCAAGAUAAGUCUUUCUACUGAACAAGACAGUGUUAGUACUUUUGAACAUCAAAUACCUAGCAUUAUUCCAAUGAUGGGAGGUCCAACUGUUAUUCUACAUACGGAGCCAUUAACUACUAAAGCUCCGAUGCUUGAAGAAGAGGAUUUGGAUCACAAUCCUGCAUUUCCGCCGAUUCCUGAUGAUUUAUUCAUAGGAAAUCAUGAAGAAGAAAUAAUACCUGACCAAAAUUUAGAAAGUGAACAUGUGCCAAUAGACCAUGUGGUCACAAGCGUAUCGAAUGUGCCAAUUUCUACGGAGGAACCAAUUUUUAAGGAACCCAGUGUGACAUCAGUCAGCUUUGUUACUGAAGCAGCCUCGAGUACAAAAUUUAAUACACAAGAGACAUCUUUUGAGUCUAGUACUCUCAAAGACGUAGCGAGCACCGUACAACCUUCACCGACAUCAAGAGAAAAUUCUGUACUUAACAUGAGAUCGGUGAUACCUACCGAAAUUUUAAAUGUACCAUCAUUAAUUUCCGAUGACGUCACUGGCGACUUUCUUGAUGUCACAGAAAGUGCAGUCACAUCAGAUAUCGUGGGUGAUGAAUCCACAGAAUUAUCUGAUACUGAUGUCGCACCAAAAUAUUUGAACGAAAUCCAGCUAAACGUUGAAGAGAAUAUUUCUGAAUCCAAUUUAAAUGACACUACAACUUCGGAACCACUACAAAAAACAUCAGAAAAUAUAGAAUCGAUAGAUGUGUCAGAGCAACAAACUAGUACCUUAUCUAAAUCUACAGAAAUUAUAUCACGAACUGAGUUCAGUUCUAUUCCAAUAGAAACGAGUGAUCAAAAUCCCCGUGAAACUUCAGACAAAGAUAAUAAAGACAAAAUUACUAUCUCCACGUCGGAUUAUUUAGAGUCAUCCACGAUAUUGCCAGAGAUUGGGGAACCUUACACUGAAUCUAAGAGUACUGUAACUCAAAGCGAAGGCCAAUCGUUUGAUAACGAAGAAACCACAGAAUUUAUACCAACAUCCUUUAACUCACAGGAAAGUGCAACAGAAGACGUGGAGUUGAUUAAAGUAUCGUCAGAAACUAAUAAAAGCUCUGCUAUAAUUGAGCCUCCUCGUGCGAGGAACAAUAAUGUUUUAACAGAUCUCAUUAACUUAGUCGGUGACGUCGCAUCCAUCAGUGACCACACAACGGGACCCAAUGAAGCCUCCAGUCCAACUACUAUCUCUGACUCCGAGGAAUUAAUUCCAGUCAACGUAGCUGCUGGUUACAAAAGCAAAAACAAAAACUGGAAUUUAAAUUCUAUCACUGAAAUACCAAUCAAGAACAAAGUAGCCGUACCCCUGUCGAAACAAAAGGUGGUGGAGAUCGAGGAUGACACCGACAAUAUUACAGACUCUCCUCCACCAUACGACAAAGUAGAACCUACCACAAAACCACCUAUAAUCGAUAAUGUGUCAGAUGACACACCUGAAAAUAAGACGGUCAUGACAAAUAGGAAAGAUAUUGAAAUAAUAACACAAUCAUACGUCCCGACGAUCAACAGGCGGCCAACUAAAGUCGUCAUGAAAAAGAACAAUGAGAAACCAACAUCCGAGGAAUCCUCCAGUGAGGAGGUUACAAACCAACCAACCAAGGCGCCAACCGAGGCAACUACCGAUAGCGACACCAGUGCGUCACGCGAAGUCGUCAACGAUGCAGACGUCACUACGACAGAUUCAGAUGCCGAGGAAAAAACAACGGAAGAAACCACGGAAUCGCCGACCACCCCGUGAGCGCGCGCGCGGGCGACUGUCGACGGAACCUCAGCUUCAGCAUUUUGUAGUUAUUAAGUUUCGUUCUUGAAACUAUAAGUUACGUAGAGACUAUUAGGUAUAUCAUUACGAAGAGCCUAUCGGAUAAUUUAAUUGUCAAUUGACGUCCGUGCAGCGUAGCGCAGCGGAUCUAUAUUUAUAACUUUAAUGUAAGUAGACGCCAGACGUUCGGUUGAAUUUAUUAAUUGUAUUAGCUGGACAAAUUAUUUAUAAUUUUAGAUGAUAGCGUAUCGCGGGACGAUGGCGAGCGCGGGGCGCGCUUGCGACGCGUCGUCGAAGUAAACAAGUAAAAGCUUUUCGUGUUAGCAUAAGUUAUUUAUUUUAGUGGCAGUAACGUGAGUAGGAUUGAUAAGUAAGCAACUAAGCUAGUCAUCCUGUGACAGGCGAGCGCCUGCCCCUUACACGGUGUCGGACUUCUCGCACACUCAGGAUUUUAACCGAACUUGUCCAAUUCAAAUUCAGUACAUAAAAGUGGGAUGUUGUCUAUCCACUCGAUUUAUUUUUCACAAAAUGAAACUUAGUGUUGAUCGAAAUUGAAUCUAUAUCUUGUAUAUUGACUGUGAUUCAAGUUCAGCUCAAAUAGAGUGCCAACUUCGUAACUAUUACGUUUAACGUGACGUAAACUAAUGUAACACGUUGUUCGCUCGUGUCCGAGUGUCCAACACCCGCUCAGUCCGACGCCACACUCCACGUUGCCUUCACUCCGUACAGACCAGCUCGUAGUCGACGCCGCUUCGAACGGACGCAACAAAGUCGGUUGGUACAAAACGAAUUUGAUACAAAAUAUUCAACCUUAUGAAUAGUUCUAGUUCAAUUAGUAUACAUGUGACGCACAUAGCCGUUAUUUACUGCACUUUUAUGAUAUACCGAGAUGUUGUUGAGGGAAAGCUUUUUAUUCCUGAGAAGGCUCAAAUAUGUUGUAAGAGUGUUUGGAAGCAGACAAAUAUUUUCUGGACGUACCUAUUCUUGAAUUCUUUAUACUGUUUUAGCUGUGUAUCCGUUUUUAAGUUCGGGCGAGGCCAGCGUUCGGUUCGUUCCACUAAGUUGGUCCUGGAUGCUCCUUCUUGCUCCGGAAGACCGUAUCUUUUCCCGGGCAAUAAGCGCAUGUGCUCAUUUGUAUUUUAUUUAAAACUAUUGUUUUUUACAAAUAAAACAAUUUAGACUGAAA
Bicyclus anynana (squinting bush brown) is the source of this 4089-nucleotide messenger RNA. Its product is annotated as papilin. The record is from RefSeq and is a predicted model, not a curated record. The coding region runs from base 21 to 2882 and encodes 953 amino acids. Gene Ontology annotation, molecular function: protein binding. The transcript is spliced from 6 exons. Lineage: Eukaryota; Metazoa; Arthropoda; Insecta; Lepidoptera; Nymphalidae.